AUCUUGUAAUCGGUGGGCUUUUGGUCGGAGGUGGUUUUGUGAUCGUUGGCAAUUUUUUGGUCGGAGGAGGUUUUGUGAUCGUUGUUAUUUUUUUGGUCGGAGGUGGUUUUGUGAUCGGUGGGCUUUUGGUCGGAGGAGGUUUUGUGAUCGUUGGUGGUUUUUUGGUCGGAGGAGGUCUUUUAAUCGGUGGGGUUUUGGUUGGAGGUGGUUUUGUGAUCGUUGGUAAUUUUUUGGUUGGAGGUGGUUUUGUGAUCGUUGGUAUUUUUUUGGUCGGAGGAGGUUUUGUGAUCGUUGGUAAUUUUUUGGUCGGAGGUGGUUUGGUGAUCGUUGGUGUUUUUUUGGUCAGAGGAAGUCUUGUAAUCGGUGGGCUUUUGGUCGGAGGAGGUUUUGUGAUCGUUGGUAAUUUUUUGGUCGGAGGUGGUUUUGUGAUCGUUGGUAAUUUUUUGGUCGGAGGAGGUUUUGUGAUCGUUGUUAUUUUUUUGGUCGGAGGUGGUUUUGUGAUCGGUGGGCUUUUG
Messenger RNA from Bactrocera oleae (olive fruit fly), 515 nucleotides. Lineage: Eukaryota; Metazoa; Arthropoda; Insecta; Diptera; Tephritidae. The record is from RefSeq and is a predicted model, not a curated record.